Messenger RNA from Fusarium musae, 936 nucleotides. RefSeq lists its product as uncharacterized. Lineage: Eukaryota; Fungi; Ascomycota; Sordariomycetes; Hypocreales; Nectriaceae. The record is from RefSeq and is a predicted model, not a curated record. Gene Ontology annotation, cellular component: cytoplasm. The transcript has a single exon. Bases 1 to 936 code for a protein of 311 amino acids.
AUGAUUGAUCCAAAAGCCAUUGAUACGGUGCUGGACAUCUUUGUCCCUGCAAUCCAAGCUCAUCGGAAGAACUCUUCAAGGCCAUUCGUUCUAGGCCUUUCUGGCCUUCAGGGCAGUGGCAAAUCGACAUGGGCUGCAGCUCUUUCACAAGCCCUCACGAAUCAACACCAUCUCAAGACUCGCAUGAUAUCACUGGAUGAUCUCUAUCAUGACCACCCAGAACUUGUGGCCCUUCGAGAAGCGAACCCAGAUAAUGGUCUUCUCCAAACUCGUGGCCAACCUGGAACUCACGACGAAGUCCUGGCGAAGGACUUCUUCGACCAAGUACUUGGACGUGUUGAGAGUGAUAAGAAGGUUGUCAAAUGGCCAGCUUUUGACAAGAGCCUUCAUAGUGGUCAGGGCGGAAGGGUUCCCGUUGAGAAAUGGGAAGAAGUUCAACUGGAUAAAGGCCUUGAUGUUUUGAUCUUUGAGGGCUGGGCACUUGGCUUCAAACCCUUGACUGCCGAGGAAGUCAAGAGGAAGUGGGAGAAAGCUAAAGCCUCAGAGGCACAGCAGUCUGAAGAAUGGGCCCUUACGAACACGCUGGCGAGUCACAAUCUAAGCCAUCUUCUGCUCAUCAAUGAGAACUUGAGAAGAUAUUGCGAGACAUUCGCUGGACCACAGCACUUUGAUGGGUUUCUACAUCUGAGUACAGAUAAACUCGUGCAGGUCUACGAAUGGAGGCUAGGUCAGGAGAGGGCGUUGAGACAGCACAAGCCGGGCAUGACGGAUGAGCAGGUUAUCAAGUUUGUGAAGGGAUACAUGCCGGCUUAUGAGCUAUUCCUUGAGCGUCUCCAGAGCGAGAACUUUUUCAAGGGUGAGGGAUCAAGUGAGAAGAAGCAUAUAAAAGUGGUAUUAGAUAAGGACAGGAAGGUAACUCAAGUGAAGGAGGUAUAA